AUGGACGUCGACCCGCCCUUUUUCCAGCGCGAGACCGAUUCGUCGAACGAAGAACGAAUCCCGCACCCCCAGCACAUGGUUGCCCCGGCUCGCCUCGCUGCCGCGCAGAGCUCUAGUGCCGACGAGUACAGGAGUGUGAUCGACGACUUGACCGUCGAGAUCCAGAAGCUGAAGGACGAAUUGAAACGGCAUAAGCAGAAGGGUCCCGAUAUGCUUCGCAAGGACAAGCUCUUCGAAAUCAAGUACCACGGACUAUCACAAGGGAAGAAGCGCGAGCUGGAAUCGAAACUGCGAGACUUCACGGCCAGUCUGGGUAACUCGGUAGACGCGGCUUCUUCGCCGAGAAAGGUCCAGAAGGCGAAGGACUACAGAGAUCGCAUGUACUCGAAUUCCGGGUCCGCGAGCAAGCAUGCGUCGUCUUCCUCCGGCUCCAACACCCGUCCCGUCGACUCUGCUUAUGCAUCCAUGUCGAUCGGGGCGAACUCGUCAGGACAGUCGGCAGGACGACACCAGUCGAUGAAUUCGCGUGUCAAGUCAUCUGAGCAGAAGGUGGAAAGCUACCUUCGCGAUAUCCCCGAAGGACUAUACCCCCGCCACGUUAUGAUGACCGAGAAGCAAAAGAAGAAACUUGUUGUCCGCCGUCUGGAACAGCUCUUCACUGGUAAAAUCAGCGGACGUAAUCGCAAGGGCAUCAAGAGCGCGCAACCGGAUGUCAACCCAAUGCUACAAUCUGUGGUCUCAGAGGGCCAGCAGCAUCAAGCCAGGCCUGUUGUCCACCAGCCACCUCAGUUGGCUAAUGCACCUCUUCCCGCAGUCGCCAACACAAACGAAGCUAGCCGCGAGGCGAGGAUCUUGGCCACCGAUGAGAGAAACGGUAGCCAAAAGGCCAGUCGCUCAAGAGACAAUGGGUCAACAUCACAUUCAGGAGGCGACCAGACCGAGUUGAAUGGCAGCGGAAGUGGUACAACCACAUCACCAUCCGACCCGCCACCGCCUGAGCAGAGACCUACACGCCUACACGACCUGGACCCCGACCGUGUUCAAAUCCCAUCUGAGAACAUGGAAUAUAUCAAACACCUCGGCUUGUUGCCACCGGAGCUCAUAAAACGGUCCUCUGAUGAAUCCGACAUUCACCCCGACGCUGAUGGAUGGGUGUAUUUGAAUCUCCUUACCAGUCUCGCUCAGCUCCACAUGAUCAAUGUAACUCCUGACUUUGUUCGCUCUGCGAUCACCGGCAUCAGUACCAAAUUCCAACUGUCGCCAGAUGGUCGCAAGAUUCGCUGGAAAGGCGGUUCCGACGGUACCAAGUUCAGCAGCGACAGUUCUGAGGAAGGCAAUGGGAAAAGCCUGGAGAAUGAGGAAAUCGACAGCAGCAGAGAAGCGUCGCGCAAGCGCCAGAAGACUGGCCAAUCGACUGGCGACGAGUUCCAGUCCGGGAGCUCGAACAGCAGAUCGAAAGCCGGCGCCCAGGCUGCCUCUUCAGACAGCUUUCACUACAAACCCCUCUUUGUCCACCGUCAGUCAUCUGGCGGUCAGACUUCUCCCGAUGAGACCCUCUCCUCGUUUGGGCCGAUCGAAAACAGCAACAUGGAUGAGUCGGGCUGGGGCCAGAGUGGUUCUGGUGGCACCGCCAACAACCGCCGGAAACGUCGUCACGAUGGCGCCAUCAUCUACUACAGCGGCGCUCCGUUCUGUACGGACCUCUCUGGAGAUGCCGGCAGUGCCUCGCCUAUGGCCUACAUGAUGUCGAACGGACAGGCUCAGGAUAACGACAACAAGGCUCGCCCCGAAGUGUCGCGCACGGCCUCUGGCUCGUCACUGCCCUAUCGCCCACUGACGGAGAAGGCACCAUGUGCAGACCCUAUUUCCAAGAUGGACAUUGACGAUGGCGUUCCCGCUCUGACGGGUGAUUCGGGCAACGAAUCCGGAGAUGAGCUCGAUGUCGACAUCAACCUGUCGUGGACGAACGAACAGCAAUUUCUCGAAGUCCACCCCCUUGAGCCCUGUGGAUUGGGCGGUGUCAUGCCCGAGGAUCACUUCAUGGUGGUCGUCACGACCAAGCGACCCAAGGAGGAACUUCCCCAGACCAAAACUGGCAUGUCGAGAACGGAGGAGACGACGGACAGCAUCAUCGGCCGCCUGGCAUCCAUGAGUACAUCGUCCCCCGCCGCCAUUACAGCGACCUCGUCCCGCAAGGAGGCGCGCACAAUGGAAAUCGAGUAUACGUCUGGACGCAUCAAGCGACUCGCUCCAGUGCGCCUGCCACCACCAGCAAUAUUCUUCCCUCCAUUCAGCAGCGAUGGGUCAAGCGAUACCGACGACAUGUCCUCCUCCUACGGGGAUGACGAGCUAGAGUCCUCCGAGGUGACCAGCCGCCGUGCUGAUAUUCACCAAUCCGACGGAUACCCCGACGGCGUUGACCUCACGAGCGGCGACGAGGAUGGAGAGGAUCCUGAGAACGAGCCGGAUACUGAAGGAAUGUACGUGGGCCCCGCAAAGGUGUCGCCUGUCGACACGUUGGAGCGUCGGAGACAGAGCAGCCUCGAGGCUACCGGUCGCACUGACCCCAGUUCCGCCGCUACAGUCGGUGGACCUGGCAGUGUGGGCAGCGAUGAUGAUAUGAGUUCCUAG
Emericellopsis cladophorae is the source of this 2631-nucleotide messenger RNA. RefSeq names its product Frequency clock protein-like protein. Gene Ontology annotation, biological process: circadian rhythm; regulation of DNA-templated transcription. Gene Ontology annotation, cellular component: cytoplasm; nucleus. The record is from RefSeq and is a predicted model, not a curated record. The coding region runs from base 1 to 2631 and encodes 876 amino acids. The transcript has a single exon. NCBI's taxonomy places the organism in Eukaryota, Fungi, Ascomycota, Sordariomycetes, Hypocreales, Bionectriaceae.